AUGGCAGCAGCAACGAGCUCUGGCGUACUGGGAUCAUCCGGAGGAGGUCCGGCCUGUGGAAGCAACUUCGUGCACGACGAAAUCGAAAGAGGGUCGACGGUCGACACCGCCGAAGGCGCUUCAGCACUGGUCGACAUCGGGAUUCCGGAUGGCGAGCACGGUGGAGUCGGCAGGUAUGCUGGCACGUUGCCGGUGCCGUGUCCAGCGGACUCACCAGGGGCCCAGCAGCGUGCUUUUGCCGUGGGCUUUCUCGAAAGUGAGACGUCCGGCAGAAUCUCUGUCUCUGGAGCAGACAGAGGUGCGACGAAUGAGACGGAUGGAACCUAUGCGAACACCGUUCAUGGGAUGUUGAAGACCGGAAUGCCAGGAAUGCCCCUGGGUCAGCUGGACCGAGUCAUGGCAGUGACCAGGUCAGAGCAGCAAGAGAGCUUCAGCAAAACACCCGGCACACGCGGCGCACCUGACCGGAGCAGGCACUCUAAUGGCGGCAAGGCGACGCAUCCCCUGCAUUUUUCCGCAGGUUCUGGAUCCCAGAGCAAGACCACCCGGAGCUCCGCGCAGACAGCUCGGCUUCCUGCAAAAGCCGUGUACAAGAGCUGGCCGACGACAGGCAACCUGGUGUACAGCAGCAGGACCGUGCCGGGAGAGGGGGACGCGGUUGUCGAUGAACGUGAUGGACUGCACCUGACCUCAGCGUGGCCCAAGGCCGCCAAAGGUCGUGCAGGUCGCGUGUUACGGGGUGCGAAAUAUGUUGCUGGCAGGAGGUUUGGCCGUGAUCGGAGCGCUUCCCCACGUCCACCCGGUGGCUUCAGAGUCAAACCGUGCACGGACAGCGAAGUGCCUUCUCGCUCCAACUCCAUGCGAUCAAGCCUGACCACAGAGAUCCGAAAGGGUGUCGAGCCUGUGAGAGGCGAGGAUGCGUUUGUGGAUCCUUCGGCAUCUUCAGCCGCAGCAGCACACCAAACUGGGCAUGACGGCAGCAGGCUUGCAAGACUUGCAAGGCUUGCAACCUCGCAGGAUGCGGAAACAGUCAAGCAGCCAAGCCAGGCAAACUCCUCAAGGACCUGCACUGAAGGUUCACAGACGGACCCAGCUGCUUCCAGCCCGCCGGAGAUGGCAAAGAUUGAGAUCAAAAAGGAGCACAGCGAAGACCUUGGCGGCUCAUCGUCGCAGGACAAAGGUCCAGUCAAGGGCAAAGGCAAAGGAAAGUUGCCACCACCGGCAGUGCCAAAGCACAAGGGUGACGGCAAGAAGGGGAAAGGAGGAGCCAAGGGUGACCUCAAAUCUCUCCAGGUCGAGGAGGAAAAGAUGUCAAUGCGAAAAGCGGAGGUCAUCCCCACCGUCCAGGUGAAGCGAAUUUUCUGGAAUCCCAUCCAUCUCCGAGCCCAAAGCUCCACAGUAUGGGAUCUCAUCGAUGAUGAGUCUUACUGCAUCGACCUGGAGGAGCUGGAACGGCUUUUUGCUGAAGCCAGAAGUCCGCGGGGCAAGCUGGAGGAGAAAACCGGCGGAGGUGAGGGAAAGCGGAUCAUUCGGGUCUUUGACGAGCAGAGGCGCAGGCAGAUUUGUAUCAUGAUUGCCCGUCUGCCGGGAAAUGCCUUGAAGCUGGUCAAUGACAUGAAUGCGCUAAGGCUCGGCAGAGAUGAGGUCGAGCUACUUCUCCAGAAUUGCCCAUCGGCAGAAGAGACACAGAUGCUUCGACGCGCCCAAGAGGAGAAUGUUAUUGAUGAGAACAAUGUUUGGGACACAGCAGAGGAAUUUAUGUUGUCGCUGCUGGCAAUUCCUCGAGUUCAACUGCGCUUGAAAGUAUGGGGCUUCGUCACCUCCUUCCAGGAAAAGUUCGAGCAUGUCGCAGCUGAUGUGACUGGCAUUAUUUCCGGAUGUCGAUGCUUGCUCUCAUCGAUACGGGUGAGGCACUUGCUGGGAGUGGCAUUGCAUGCGGGGAACUUCCUAAACGGUGGGACGCGGCGCGGACGUGCAGAUGGCUUUGCCAUGGAAGCCUUGCUUCAGCUUCGCACUGUCAAGGCUACGCAGGCUGCAGACCAGACUCUACUGCAUUUCAUUACGCUGCAGAUGGAGAAGCAGUACCCCGGUGAGCUUUGUGGCCUCUUCUCACAAGGACAGGAGGCAGACUGGAUCCGACAUGCUGCCAGACGACGCAUCGAGGAUGCCGCCCAGGAAUGCGGGACACUGCUGGCCCAAGCGGUGCACAUGCUGAAGACCAUCCGGCUGGUGCUCGAAGAAGAUCAUGUGUCCGAGGACGGUUCCCUCAAGGAGGAUCCUCUCCAGCAUUUUGGAGAGUGUUUGUCCAUGUGUGUCGCCGAGCUUGAAGCGCUACAAGGCAAAAUAGGCAUCGUGAACAGCAAAUACGAAGAGCUGUGUGAGUGGCUUCACAUUGAUGUUGAUCACCGAAAGCCGAGCGAUGAGCUCUUCGGCAUUUGGCAACAGUUCUUGGAGGACUUGAGAGCAGCCCGUCGCUUGCUGCAGGAGAAGGAAGAACAAGCAUUGCGCAGGCAGAGGCGGCCAAUCCAGCGUAAGAGGCGGCUGGUGCGGAGAUCCGUUACGAUGCCCAACAUUGCUGCCAGCGAGGAACCGUGCUCGACGGCGGAGUUGGUACCGCGGCUGCAUCUUGGCUCGGCUCGCCGAGGCCUCGAGGAUUCAGCAAGUCUGGCCGAACUGCGUGCACAACACAAAGACCGCGAAGCUUCAAGCUGUGACAUAAGUCAAUCGGAGGUCUCCUCCGCAACGAGCUCCGGUGAAGAGGGUGCAUUGGCUCGGCUUGGUCCAUCCGAGAAGCUUCCAGACGAAGAUCCCGGUGUCGACGAUGUUGCGGAGGGCGCCGCAGCGAGUCUUGGUCCUUCAAAGAAGCUCCAAGACGCCGCUGAGGAGCCCCCUGCUCAAGCAGAUCAUGUUCAAAUCCCGUCAGAUGACAAGCACGACCUCGCGCCACCCUGUGAGAAGGAUGCCUCAGCCACUGGUCCUUCUGAGAAGCUCCAAGAUUGCAUUGAGGACUCCGACUCAAAUGGCGCAUGCGGUGACAGGCGAGGUUCGGCAUUCCAGUGCUUAACCCGGGAGAGGUUGAGGACUGACGGAGUGUUCGAGAUGGCCUUCGCAAUACCUUCGAGCCAUGAGCACGCUGGCUUCGAUCCGGGCGAGACUGCCCCUCGAAUCAGCAGACCUGCCGGCUCGGAAGAAAAUAGCAAAAGGAUGGAGCGUCACCUGAUGCAGAGGAGUUGUGAGCCUUUGAAUGUUGGGUACUAG
Molecule: messenger RNA, 3258 nt
Organism: Symbiodinium sp. CCMP2592
Lineage: Eukaryota; Dinophyceae; Suessiales; Symbiodiniaceae
Source: the annotation of a GenBank genome assembly